Molecule: messenger RNA, 1016 nt
Organism: Momordica charantia (bitter melon)
Lineage: Eukaryota; Viridiplantae; Streptophyta; Magnoliopsida; Cucurbitales; Cucurbitaceae
Product: LOB domain-containing protein 19-like
Biological process (GO): hormone-mediated signaling pathway; positive regulation of DNA-templated transcription
Cellular component (GO): nucleus
Source: RefSeq, a predicted model, not a curated record
CGCCUUUAAGACUCAAACCAAAGCCAAAACACACACAAACACAAGAGAAAAAGAAAAAAAAAAAAACUCGCUCAAAUUUAUCCAAAAAAAUAACCCUCCAAAUUUCCUCUAGAAAUUGAGACCCCUUUCUAGUUCUGAAUUAAGGAGGAGAAGAGAGAAAGAGAAGGAGGGGCGCAAUGAGCGGCAGCCACGGCGGGGGACCGUGCGGCGCGUGCAAGUUUUUGCGGAGGAAGUGCGUCAAAGGGUGCAUUUUCGCCCCGUAUUUCGACUCGGAUCAAGGCGCUGCCCACUUCGCGGCGGUGCACAAGGUGUUCGGAGCCAGCAAUGCCUCCAAGCUCCUCCUCCGCAUCCCUCCCCCCAAGCGCCUCGACGCUUGUGUUACACUAUGCUAUGAGGCUCUCGCUAGAGUUCGAGACCCCGUCUAUGGCUGCGUCCCUCAUAUCUUCUCCCUUCAGCAACAGGUAGUGAGUUUGCAGGCAGAGCUAGCAUACAUUCAGGCCAGACUUUCCACCUUGCAGCGGCUGUUGCCACGGCCGCUGCACAGCCCUUCCCCGACCGCUCGCCCCACGUCGCUACCCGAAACGGGAUCAGGCUCUGACAUGGACUUGCUUUCCAAUGUUCCUAUGCUCCUUGAUCCCCUCCAAAUUCAGCCACAUAAUUAUGGCGAAACCACGAGCUUUCUAAACCCAAUUGAUCAAGAGCUCGACGAAGAUGGCGAUCUUCAGUCAUUGGCUCGAGAAUUCGUGUCGAGGUACUUGCCCGGAGUAAGAUUCCGGCCGCCGUGCUCUCAGAGUUGAAGACGGCCGGGCUGUUUAAUAGUCUUUGUAAGCUAAUUUGUAAUCUCUCAGCUUCUUUUAAGUCUUUUUCGCUUCUUUCUUUUGCUUAGCCUUUUGGUAUCUAACUGUGUUCAUUGGUUCUGAAAGUUUGGUGAAAUCUGAUCAGUUGCAUCUCUUUUUUGGUUCAGAAUCAAAAUUUGACUGUUACUUUUGAAAUAACUUCAUCUUUAUUUUAUUUUA